Molecule: messenger RNA, 1558 nt
Organism: Cyprinodon tularosa
Lineage: Eukaryota; Metazoa; Chordata; Actinopteri; Cyprinodontiformes; Cyprinodontidae
Product: galectin-9C-like
Exons: 8
Coding region: 122-1060 (312 amino acids)
Biological process (GO): negative regulation of CD4-positive, alpha-beta T cell proliferation; negative regulation of type II interferon production; positive regulation of gene expression
Cellular component (GO): cytosol; nucleus
Molecular function (GO): carbohydrate binding; galactoside binding
Source: RefSeq, a predicted model, not a curated record
UUAGAAACCCUCCUCCUACUUCUGGAAAACUGAAACCUAAAGCUGCUUUAAAGCAGUAACUGCUUCCUACAAUGAUGCAUUUUGUGUCAAAGUCCAGAGACGACAGCUGCUUUUUUCCAUCAUGGCUUUCAACCAGCCUCCCUUUUACAACCCGAGGAUUCCUUUCACCGGAUCCAUCCAUGGAGGCCUGCAGGAGGGCAAGUCGAUCCUCAUCAGCGGACGAGUCCUUCCUGGAGUAGACCGGUUCCACGUGAACUUACAGUGUGGUUCCAGUCAGGGGACGAACAUCGCCUUUCAUUUCAACCCACGUUAUAAUGACGGCCAGCCUUACGUGGUCACCAACACCUUCCAGUACGGUAACUGGGGCUCAGAAGAGAGGAAGCUUAGCUCGCCUCUCCCUCCUGGCUAUAACUUCACCCUGCAGAUCACCGUUACGCGGGAUUUCUACCAGGUGAGCGUAAACGGCAGCCACUUCACGGAUUACAGACAUCGUAUCCCGUUCCAGCAUGUUGACACCAUAUCAGUCGCUGGAAAAGUGGAAGUUUCCUUUAUAUCAUUUUCAAACCCUAAUCAAGGUUUUCCCACCCAGCCGGGUUUUCCAUCCUUUCCGGGGUUUCCUCCUCAGCCUGGAUUCACACCCCAGCCAGGAUUUCCUCCUGCAAUGCCUGUUGUUCCAUAUAACAACUACAUCAGUGGCGGAAUCCAGCCAGGCAGAACCAUCACCAUUCAGGGAAUCAUCCCGCCCAAUGCCACAAGGUUCCACGUGAACUUCAGCCACCAGUAUGGAAUCGCUCUGCAUUAUAAUCCACGUUUCAACGAGAACACGGUGGUCCGAAACACCAAGCAGCAUGGGCAGUGGGGCUCUGAGGAACGUAUGGGAAUAAUGCCAUUCCAGCGAGGACAGGCUUUCACGCUGACCAUCAUCUGUGAACAAAGAUCCUUCAGGAUUGUAGUGAACGGGAUGCAGGCCCACACCUACAAACAUCGCUUCACUCCUCUACAUAACAUCAAUAGCCUGGAGAUCGAGGGAGACAUCCAGCUGACCUCAGUCAUGGUUUAGAUUCUGUGUUCAGUCACAGAAAGGGAACUUGUAAAACCUCUCUGCUUCCACCAAAGAAAAACAACCCAAAACACGUAUUUCUUUUUUUAUUACAGAAGUUUUUAAUUUCUGGAAACUACUGAUGUUCAAGUGGCAAAGUUUGUCAUUUACUACCAUCUAGUGGUCAAGUUGUAUACAAAAAACAAAUAGAAUCAACCUGGAUCCAUCUUGGCAUUAUAAAACUAUCAUCCAUCCAGAGAUUUUCUCUUGCUAACUAUUCCUUCUGUAUUUAGUUUUAGUUUCUUGUCUUGGCUCAGUUUCCUUUUGUUGGUUUAUGCUCAUUUACACACUUUGUUCCUUUUCCAUUACAUUUUAUCAGCCUCUAAUAGAUGUUACUUUUUCAAACUGUGACUUAAAAAGAACCACCAACAAGAUCUACCUUCACCCCCCUCCCUCCCCCCAUGUAUCUGUGUUUAUUGUUCCCGUCUACAUCAAUAAAUCAUGUUAUGGACCACUCUA